UAAAUUGCUGAAAAACCCACGCUUACAACCACCACGAGAGAAAGAAACAAAGAAAGACAAGACAUUUUUGUAUUCUCUCUUUGAGCUAGCUUCUUACAAGUCAAUCUCUUAUCUGGGUCUCUAGCUAGAUAUAUAUCAUCCUUCUUUGAUCUCCUCGUUCAAAAAACUGAUAUGGAAGACUACAGAAGAACUCAUUUGCCUGCGUUUGGAAGCUGGGAUUGGAACGACAACGUUCCAUUCACUGAGUGCUUUGAGUCAGCUAGGCAAGCUGGCCUACUCCGCUAUAGCUACUCUGAAGAUCGUGAUUUGUACGUAACAGGAGAUUUGUAUGAGAAUGAUGUCGUUACACCUGCCAUGAUCGUCGUUCCUCGCAGAAGGACCAAAGCUCGAGACCAGCAUGAAAAAGAGGCCAAACAACACCAAAGUUGGGUGACUGACUUGAAGGAGCCUCCUAGUCCACCUCCUAUGCCAAGGCCAACCCCCAAACCAGUAGAUGAAGACCUCUAUAGAAUCUCACCCGAACUCCUCUUCGCCAAACACAAAAAGAAGAGAGGGCUGAGUUUCUUUUCAAGUUGCUUGUUGCCUACUUGCAUUGCCUGAAGCUAUGAGUAUUAGCAGACAAUAUAGUUCUAUAGCAGUACUACGUACAUAUUGAUAAGAGAGAGAGAGAGAGAGAGAGAGAGGAAUAUGAUGUAUUAUUUGUGUUUUAUGUAAAUGUGUUCCAUUGGACCAUUGGUGGGGGUGUGGGACAUGGUGGUGGUAAGACCAAAAAUAUUCUUACUAGUCAUUUUUAAGUGACAUUGUAAGGAGAGGUUUUAACUAACCUUAUUCGAGUAGUACUUGAAGUAUAUUUGGCCUUUCAUUUAGUUGGGUUUGGUGGUGUUAAUUUUGGGUAUGUAUCUUUUGGAUCUUUCUAUGUGACACAAGAGAUCGAGAGGGGACAGUGUUUUUAAUAUAAAGUCUUUUUGUAAAAAAGAA
This is a messenger RNA of Humulus lupulus (European hop), 978 nucleotides long. RefSeq lists its product as uncharacterized. Bases 172 to 600 code for a protein of 142 amino acids. Lineage: Eukaryota; Viridiplantae; Streptophyta; Magnoliopsida; Rosales; Cannabaceae. The transcript is spliced from 4 exons. The record is from RefSeq and is a predicted model, not a curated record.